Molecule: messenger RNA, 3004 nt
Organism: Neoarius graeffei (lesser salmon catfish)
Lineage: Eukaryota; Metazoa; Chordata; Actinopteri; Siluriformes; Ariidae
Gene: flcn
Product: folliculin
Exons: 12
Coding region: 309-1970 (553 amino acids)
Biological process (GO): positive regulation of transforming growth factor beta receptor signaling pathway; negative regulation of transcription by RNA polymerase II; positive regulation of GTPase activity
Cellular component (GO): cytosol
Molecular function (GO): GTPase activator activity
Source: RefSeq, a predicted model, not a curated record
GUCACGUGACCACAGGAGGGGAAAGGCAGUGCAGAACAUUAUUAUCUUUAUCAUGUUUUUGUUGAAGGAAAAUGCAGUAAGAUGCACAACAGACUGGGAUUUCUAGCUAAUAGUGAUAAAGAGAUGUAGAGAGUUGUUUGAUUUCUGUGCGAGCGACGUCAUGGAGGAAUAUUUCUGAGAAACUGACUAACCGACUGUGUUUAACUUCUCCUGAGUGUUAAUUCAUGAAUUUAGCUGAAAAGUGAAGAUGUCUGGGUUUCAUUAAGUCACACUUCUGUCUGGAGGUGACUGUCAGGAAGACUGAAAAGAUGAACGCGUUAGUUGCCCUGUGUCACUUCUGUGAGCUCCAUGGGCCUCGGACUCUGUUCUGCACCGAGGCUGUUCAUCCACCCUCACCCUCGCUUCCUCAGCCUGGAUCAGCGAUGAUGCCUGACCACGAACCUGAAGGAGAGCGUGAUGGAGAGGGACUCACCAUGAAGGCCAACAGCUCGGAUACACACAGAGCCGACAUGUGUGAUGGCUGUCGCUCCCUGCCUGCUUCUCACCCUGGCUUUGUGAGUGUGGACAGUGAGACAGGGAUUCGCUUCCUUAGUCAUCAGCACCCACGUCAGCCUCAGCUGUUCAGCGUGGUGCGGCAGGCUUGUGUACGCAGUCUGAGCUGUGAGGUAUGUCCAGGUAGAGAAGGACCCAUCUUCUUUGGGGAUGAGCAGCAUGGCUUUGUGUUCUCACACACGUUCUUCAUCAAAGACAGCCUGGCGCGUGGCUUCCAGCGCUGGUACAGUAUUGUUAUAGUGGCCAUGGACAGGAUCUACCUCAUCAACUCGUGGCCUUUCCUGCUGCGCCACCUCAAAAUCACCAUCCAGAGUCUGCAGACCACAGCACUUCAGGUGUUUGAUAGCGAGCAGGUGGUUUGCCCUCAGAGAGCUGUGAACAGUACUUUUUCACCAGCAGGAUUUCCGCAUCAACGCAGCGGCAACGCAGCUCGUUCUCUAACCUCUCUUACCCGGCAUCCUGACCUGUGGGCCAGCCUGCACACUUCGUUCAGCUGGCUGCUAAAGGCGUGUGGGAGCCGACUGACAGAAAAAUUACUCGAGGGAGCACCUACUGAAGACACACUCGUUCUCAUUGAAAGACAAACAGAACAAGAAGAGGAGAUGAAUGCUGAUGGGGUUGGCAGUAUAACUCAGGACAGCCAGUCAGACACCACACAGGACAGAAAUAUUAUGUAUGGUGAAGAUGGAAAAGAUGAAGAGCCUCUUGGACCAAAAUUCAAAUCUCUGAGACAUUUACGACAGAUCCUUGGUGCAACAGAGUUCAGACAGCUGGCAUGGCAUGUGCUAAUGGGAAACCAAAUAAUAUGGAGAGGGCAGGACUGUGGUCUUAUCCAGUCAGCUUUUAGCAUGCUCAAGGCUUUGCUCCCUGUGGGUUGUGUUCGUGUGGUACCUUACAGUACACAGUAUGAAGAAGCGUAUCGAUGCAAUUUCCUGGGUCUGAGCCCUGAUGUGCAAAUCCCAGCUCAUGUCACUUCCUCAGAGUUCAUGGUGUUGGUAGAGGUGCUAAACGUGGAACAGGGCAGUGCGUAUCCUGCGUACACUGAUGAUAUCCUUUCACUGUACCAGUUCACUAUCAGUAGUGCUAAUGCACAACCAACAGACAAAGGACCGACGCUGUUGAACAAGAUCGAGCUGGCACUGGUGAAUGAGAAUCUGUCUGUGGAGGUGGUGUCUCACUGCCUGCUCUGUCUAAAGGAGGAGUGGAUGAAUAAAGUGAAAGUGCUGUUUAAGUUCUCUAAGGUGGAUGGUAGAGGUAGGGAGGACACACAAAAGGUUUUAGCCCUGCUGGGGGCCACCGGACAAGGAGAAGAGGACAAUGUGCGUCUCCUUAAAUUCUGGAUGACAGGACUGAGCAAGACGUACAAGAGCCAUCUAAUGACCGCUGUCCGAGGAGGAGAGAGAACACCGAGUCAGUAAGCGUGAGGGAGAGAACAUGAGCCUCACUCCAAAACGGUUCUGUCGUGUAUGUGUGUGUCAGCACGUUUUGAAGGAGUUUUUUUUUUUUUUCUUAAUUGCAUCACGUGUUUUAUAGGUCUGAGAGCGAUGUAGCCACUUGCAAAACUGUUCAACUACUUGGAGAUUUUAAGCUGUCACGUUCUUACUGUUCAUUUUCUGAAAUAGGAAAUCGAUUCAUUAUCACAUCUUUGACUUCUACAGUGUUAUGGCAACCAUCUUUUUUUUUUCCCCCCCUAAAGAGGUUCCUUUCUUAGCUGUUAGCACAAAGGCCAAGUAUAUAAUGCAACGCCCAGCAUUAGACAGAUGUUAUAACUUGCACACGAUGUUUAAUCCUCCCGCACAUUUUCCAGCUUAUUAAAUUGAGCUCUUAUGUGCUGUUUACAAAAGUCAAGAUGGACGACUGUCAUUAUUGCUUUCAACAUCGCGGAGCUUGUAGAUAUUUAAUUCUUGCUUUUGGAUUUUGACAGAUCGCAUAUUAAGUUAUUAAAACAAGAAUCUAUUUACUUUUCCUAUCUGGUGCAGCUUGAUAAACCAAGUAGUCAGUGUACCAUCUGCAUUACCUCUGUUCUGUUUUAAAGCAAACGUACCUUAUUUAUUUUAUAUAUUUAUACAGCGGGUAGAUUUCAGUUUAUGAUUUAGAGGGAAAACUACAGAUAUUAAAAUGUACUCGUGUAUAUAUGUUCUGUAUGCAUGAAAGGUUUGUUGAAAAAUGUGUGUGCUAUUUGUCAUGUAGCAGGAUUUUGAAAACUCACUUCUGUAAGAACUUGUAUAUGAAGAAUCUGAAUUCCCAAACUCAUUUCAUUCCAAGUAGGACAGUGGCUGUGUUUAUGCAUGUGUUUCAGUUGGAGAACUUGAAUAAGUCAUUUAUUUUGCACCUUCAGUUUUGUCUCUGUUUACUUGUACUUGGAAUGUCUGUGUGUCAUAUUUCAUAACUUGCUGUUAAUAUUUGGCUUUUACUGUAAAAAAAAAAGCUAAAUAAACACAUUUGAAUGUUG